Messenger RNA from Cooperia oncophora, 597 nucleotides. The record is from the annotation of a GenBank genome assembly. NCBI's taxonomy places the organism in Eukaryota, Metazoa, Nematoda, Chromadorea, Rhabditida, Trichostrongylidae.
AUGGGUGAGAAUGAGAGGCGGCUGGUGCACUCAAUGCUGAAGGAAGAGAUUGACGUCACCAUCCAGGAGCUGCGCCAGCGAAUGACAGCAGCCUGUCCGUAUUUCACACUGUCGUCGAUAAGGUGGCAACGAUACAUCUUUGAACGGUCCGAUCUCGCCCUUAAGCGAUCUUUAUACCUGAGGAAAGUGGAAGAGGCCCUAGUAAGAGGGGACUGCGUAGUUUAUAUGGACGAAACAUGGGUGUUCGGAGGUAUGGUCAAGAGAAAAGGAUGGGUGGACAACAGCCUGACACGGCAACGAUACAUCUUUGAACGGUCCGAUCUCGCCCUUAAGCGAUCUUUAUACCUGAGGAAAGUGGAAGAGGCCCUAGUAAGAGGGGACUGCGUAGUUUAUAUGGACGAAACAUGGGUGUUCGGAGGUAUGGUCAAGAGAAAAGGAUGGGUGGACAACAGCCUGACACGUUUUACAGCUGCUGAGGAAAUACGGCAAUAUUCCUGGGGCAAAACUGCUGGCAAGAAUAAAGGGAAGCGUGGCAUCGUCAUCACGGCGUUGUGCGACGGUGGAGUGAUUCCUGGGUUGCACCCAUGUUUUCGUUAG